Messenger RNA from Phytophthora sojae, 2778 nucleotides. RefSeq lists its product as hypothetical. The coding region runs from base 1 to 2778 and encodes 925 amino acids. Gene Ontology annotation, molecular function: chloride channel activity. The record is from RefSeq and is a predicted model, not a curated record. Gene Ontology annotation, biological process: chloride transmembrane transport. NCBI's taxonomy places the organism in Eukaryota, Oomycota, Peronosporomycetes, Peronosporales, Peronosporaceae. The transcript has a single exon.
AUGACGAAUCAACGUGCAGCGGGGAACGCGUACGACGCCUUCGCGUCGCCCGCGCGGUCGUCCACGGCCAUCGACAUGGAGUUCAGCUCCAUGCAGAGCGCGCCGUCGUCCGUGAUCAAGUCGUCGACCAGCGCGUCGGACAAGACGCUGUACGACCACGACCUGGUCAUGGUCUUCCCGCGGCGCGAGGGCGGCGAGCUCAAGAAGCCCGACGACUUCACGCUGCGCAGCUUCGUGCAGCUCAUGCUGGGCAAGGACGCGGAGCGCAGUCAGCUCGCCAACAAGAUCGUGAUCGACCCGUUCCAGCGCGUGCUGCGCACGUCGCGCUGCUUCCUGGACGAGCGCGGCGUGGACGUGGUCACGGACACGACGAGCAACGACCACAGCGAGUCGGGCGAGCAGCGGCGCCUCGAGACGCAGCAGCAGCUGCUCAAGACCGAGUACGCGCAGUUCGUCGGCUCGCUCGAGGCCACGACCGAGACCAAGUUCUGCGAGCUCGUGGCCACGGCCAUCGCGCGCCGCGUGCAGCUCGCGUGCGGCCUCACCACGCGCAUGUUCCUGAGCUGCGACGCGGACGAGAUCAUCAUGACCAUCAAGGCCGACAACGACGACCUGCGCGUCGAGGCCGACCGCACCAACUACCGGCUGCAGAUCAGCAACAAACCUUUUGACAAGACGCUGCACGACAAGAAGCUGCAGACGCUGCGGCGCGAGAUGGGUGAGCAGGAGUGGCAGAGAUCCAUGGACCACCUGAGGCAAACGCGCGGCUGCGCGGACGAAGGCGCCGACCAGCCCGAGACGGACCCGCUGCUCGUGUCGCGCGGAGACGAGUUCCACCCGGAGCUGCGCAAGGCGCUGGACCGCUGGGGCCACACGGAGGAGGCGGACGGGCUGUUCAUCGACGACGAGAGCUGCCGACGCGUCCAGGGCAACCACUGGGACCGCUUCUGGACGUCCAUCUUCGCGCUGCCCUACGACCCCAUGACGUACUUCGCGCCGUUCGCAGAGUACCGGCACGAGGAGAAGUAUCAGCCGUAUUACCGCCGCUACCCGGUCAAGUGGGGCAAGAAGAAGGAGGAGACGCUGUUCACGCAGAAGGACCGCAUCCGUCUGGCCGAGGGCAUCGUGGACAGGCAUAUCAACACGGACGCGCUGGAGGCCGCGGGGUACUUGGAGGGGCAGAUGUUCGCUCUACAUGACGCUGCAGCGCUCCAUGACCUUCGUCACUCGUGGGCGCUGCACUGGACGAUGCUGUAUCAACCGCUGCACAAGAUCCGCUACUACUUUGGAGAGAAGAUCGCGCUCUACUUCGCGUGGCUGGAGUUCUACACCAAGAUGCUCGUGUUGCCGACUAUCGCGGGUAUUAUCACGUUCUGCUACAUUGAAGCGCGUCAGGCGGUGACGGGUACUAACCAGCAAGGCUACAUCCUGAUUGCGUUCGCUAUCUUCGUGGUGAUCUGGUCGUCCAUGUUCUCGGAGCUGUGGAAGCGCAAGAACGGUAUUCUAGACUCGCUCUGGGGGCUCAGCGGGCUGCACGAGUCGUUCCGUUACCGUCCUCAGUUCCGCGGCACCAAGAGCUACCACCCGACGACAGACGUGGAGGAGGUGACGUACGAGAGCAAGACCAAGCGCCGUCGCGCCUUUGUCGUGUCCGUAAUGGUCGUCACCUUCAUGGUCGGAAUCGUGGUCGUGGCACUCUUUGGUCUGUUCGUGCUGAAGCACUGGAUCAACAACAGCGACAACCUCGAGAACCAUAACAUCAGCGCCAAGUACCAGCAGUCUCUGACGCUCGGUGUGACUGUGGUCAACGCUAUCCAGAUUCUGGUUCUCAAUACGGUGUAUCGCCUUGUGGCUCGCAAGCUGAACGACCUGGAGAACCACCGAACGGAUGCCGAGUACGAGAACUACCUGGUGAUCAAGGUGUUCCUCUUCCAGUUCUGCAACUCGUUCGCGUCGUUCUUCUACAUUGCGUUCGUGAAGCGCUGGGCCGAAGGAUCCUGCCUGUACGAAGACGACUGUAUGAGCGAGCUGCGCGACCAGUUGCUGACGCUGUUCUUGAUCCGAAUCGUGGUGGGCAACACGACGGAAGUGGCCAUCCCGUACUUGAAGUAUCGCUACCAGCUCUUCGCCGAGCGCAAGGCUGCGAACGCGGCUGUCGAAGGCGCCCCCAAGGAGACUGGGGAGGAGAAGGGUGGUCACAACUUCAUCGAGGAGCAAGCCAAGCUUGUGCCCUACGAGAGCAACGAAGCGUUCGAGGACUACAACGAGAUGGUGAUCCAGUAUGGAUUCAUCAACUUGUUCGUGGUGGCGUUCCCUCUGACGCCAUUGCUCGCUCUGGCCAACAACAUGCUCGAAGUUCACGUUGAUGCCGUGAAGCUCUGCUUCGUGCACCGCCGACCGUUCCCCCACCCGGCCAAGGAUAUCGGUGUGUGGUUCUACAUCCUGCGCUUCAUGACGUACAUCGCACUUGGAACAAACUCGGCGCUCAUCUUGUGGACGUCCGACUUGUUCGAAGACCAGGAUGGAACCGUCAAGGCCUUCAGCUUCGUUGUCGCGUGCCAGGUCUGCUUGGUCUUGGCGGUUCUCGUCGAACGUUCGAUUCCUGAUACUCCUCGUGAGCUCAAGCAGAUUACGGAGCGCUUCGAGCACAUCGUGAAUGUGGUCUUCAAGGGUCUGUUUGAGGGCGAUGACUCCAACCUCAACGAAGUGGCGGAGCGCUUGGACCUGCAGAUCUACCCCAACCACCAGUGGGAUGAAACGAAGGUCCACUACACGUAG